Molecule: messenger RNA, 585 nt
Organism: Ustilago hordei
Lineage: Eukaryota; Fungi; Basidiomycota; Ustilaginomycetes; Ustilaginales; Ustilaginaceae
Exons: 1
Coding region: 1-585 (194 amino acids)
Cellular component (GO): membrane
Source: RefSeq, a predicted model, not a curated record
AUGAGCUCCUUCAGCGACCGAGCAGCCAACUUCAUCUCGCGGAACAACCCGCUUAAGGACCCUGCCUUUGCUCAAGAUGCUUCCCGCGCACUGCGCUUCAAUAAUAAUUAUAACUAUGGUCCCAUCUCGAUCCUUGCUGCCUUUGCUGGCUCGCACCUUUUGCUUCAGCACCGUAUCCCAAUGCUCUUCUACGGCAUCGACAACAUGGUCUACCCUCGUGACGACCUCCGUGUCCACGGGGAGAGGCACGUCGCUUCCGGCAAGAUUACCCCCGAGCAGCUUCGACGACUCAAGCGCUGGGAGGCUGCUCAUUACAAUGCGGUGGAGAACCUUCCCAUCUUUGUCGGCACCAUCCUCUCGCUCCAGGUUGCCGGUGUUUCAAACCGUCUGAUCAACCGUGUUGCCGGUGUCUACCUCACUGCUCGUGCCGCCUUCGCUGCGCUGUACAUCACUGUUGAGGAGCCAUCGCUCGCUUGGCUCCGCACCAUUUCUUGGUGGACCGGCAACAUCACCUGCAUCUACGGUUUGGUGCAGGCUGCCAAGGUCCUGAACCAUGGCGUUGCUACGGCUACCACUGCUCUCUAG